Molecule: messenger RNA, 1291 nt
Organism: Pelagomonas calceolata
Lineage: Eukaryota; Pelagophyceae; Pelagomonadales; Pelagomonadaceae
Source: the annotation of a GenBank genome assembly
CGCCGCUAAAUCGGGCUGCCUGGACGCCGCGCGCGGCCACAGACAGCAGAUCAGAUACUACAACAACUCGACGCCAUCGACGCGGAGCGCCACAGCUGCCCGGACGCCGGACACUGCUACAGAGCAGAGUGGUCCUGGACAGCGCGACGCCAUGGCGGACGCCAUGGCCAUGCAGCAACAGGAGGAGACCAUGAGCCGCACGAUGUCACCGCGCACGGAGCUGCCCGGCUUCCAGACCAUCGCCGAGAUGCAGACCACGCAGCGGACGAGCAUCGGCCUUUGUGAAGACACCCCAGUCUACAUCAACCCCGCCGCGGAGACGCUGCAGCGGACCAUGCCCUGGGGCGAGGAGGUUACGGAUCGCUGGUCCCAGGAGUUACCGGUGCUGACGACGGCGAUUGAGAUCGCGGCACCCGGCGCGUAUCGACUGGAAAAAGACGAGACGGGGAGAGUCGUGUACUCCCCAGUGAAGGCGAGGAAGGCCCCCAUCGCCGAGGCCAAAGCCACGAAACGAGCGGCCCCGAUCCAGCAACAUAUCGAAGGCCUGAACGAAGAGAUGACCAGUCUCGAAGCCUCUACGCGUAUCAGAAACGAGGAACUGCACCGCCAUCUAGAUGCUAUUCGCCAGCGCGGCGCGAACUGGGAGGCGAAGCUCAAGCUCGAAGUCCAAGCGAGAGACGAGGCCUCGAAGAUGCUCCGAAGUCAUUUUGAUACGAUUCUCGAAGAAGCCACCACAGAGGAAGAAUCAAACUUAAUGAAAAUGAUAGAAAGGUUCCACGGAGAGUUGAUCCCGGCGCAAGAAACUAGACAAGCUAAACUGGAAGAUGAUGUGACGGAGUGGGUCGACAUCACGAUACCUGAAACUAUUGAUAGAUUGACCGGCGCGAUCGCUCGCAAACUCCAGAAGGCGCAUGAUACUUUUGAUAUCGAAAAUGCAAAGAUCUUGAAACGAGAACAGAAGAUUACAGAUAGGUUUGCUCACCACAUCCAGCGGUCGGCCCAGCUCUUCGAGGACGAGCGGGCCACGCGCGUGGCGAAGUUCCUGACGCUGGACGAGGACUGUAGAGAUACGGAGCGGCACGACGACCGGGCCGAGGAGCGCCACAUCGCCGCUAUUCAUCACUCCAUCGUCGACGUCCAGAAGCUGCUGCAGGAGGCCUCUGAUUCUAGAGAGCGCGAGGACAACACCCUGCUGGACUCGAUGAUCUACGCCCAGUCCCAGCUGCAAGCAUCCGUAUUGAAGGCGUUCGGUUCACAAGCGGCUGCGGAAGAGUAACACUGUGUUAAAACU